UAAACCUGAGCACACCCUAACCGUGUGACGUCAUGAAGAUCCCGUACCAGAUGGAGAAAAAUCCGGGGCCAGCACGCGCCAGGUUUAGGCGAGAAGAAGAGAGCAACAGGUGUGUGCGGUGUGUGUCCAGUCUGGGACUCAAGACUGGCAUCGGCGUGUUUGUGGCGGUGGUCAUCUUGUCCUUUGGCCUGUCUGCCUGGAACCUCGCACCUGUCCAGCGUGCUGUGCCAGCAGUACCAGGUGAGCGUGGACAACGGUCGUGCCGUGACCUACUUACUGGACGCUGAUAACAUGGUCACCUCACCUACCAGGGACAUCCUCACACUCCAGGUAGACAAGUUCUCACCAAGUCCUAACCGCACCUUCUACCUACUGGCGGGGUCUGAACUGAGCGUCUCGGCGUGUGCUACGCCCCUACCCCUACACCAACCGGCCUCCCAGUCCCUCGCUACUGUGGUCAUCGAGGAAAAGCACUACUAUCGGGACCUGUACCAGGUCUCAAGGACCUUCACCUUUGACCU
Messenger RNA from Aplysia californica (California sea hare), 521 nucleotides. RefSeq lists its product as uncharacterized. NCBI's taxonomy places the organism in Eukaryota, Metazoa, Mollusca, Gastropoda, Aplysiida, Aplysiidae. The record is from RefSeq and is a predicted model, not a curated record.